Messenger RNA from Paramecium sonneborni, 534 nucleotides. The record is from the annotation of a GenBank genome assembly. Lineage: Eukaryota; Ciliophora; Oligohymenophorea; Peniculida; Parameciidae.
AUGGAAAUACCUUUAGAUAGGCAAUAAAGCUUAUUCUUUUAGAUGGAAUAUAAGAAAUAGUUUCCCUUAGGCGAAAAGAUGUGUUAUAGUUUUUUCGCAAUAGUUUAUUGCAUUUUAUCCAUAUUAGUCCUUUAAAAUAAGUAAAUUUAAUAACAAGUUUAGUUGUAUUGAUCCUUUAUGCUAAUAAUCUUAAGUAUUUGCUGAAACUUUAAUUUACUUAUUUUAUGGAGCAAUUAUAUUACGCUUAUUAAUAAUAUUGGUUCUGAUUAUUUCAUAUCUAAGUCAAAAAGCAUUAGUAACUACAAUAAUUCUUGAAUAGAAAUUAAAUGAAGCAGAAUUCUUUAUAACAAUUGUGUAAUCAUUAUUUUUUUUAAUAGCUUCAUGUUUCUUUCGCUAAUUUUCUAUAUAGGAGCUGAAAAUUGCCGUAAAAUGUAGGUAGGGUAUGCUUUUGUUUUCAUUUUAACAUAUGUUAUUGUUAGACUGAUGUGUUUACCAGACGGAGUUAUUAACUAUUUUGAUGGUGAAUAUUUUUGA